AGGCUCAAAACAUAAACCCUAGACAACCCUCCCAUCUCUAUUUGUUUGCCACGUGUCAUGAGCCACAAACUCCAUGGAUUUCUCCUUAUUACCAAACCCCCCACCACUCCCUCCAUCUUCUUCUGCUCUGUUUCUCUCUCAAUUUUCUCUCUUCCAAACCAUAAUGAAACACAGCAAGCAUAACAAGCACUGCGUUUUGCUUCAUAAUUCCUCUAAAGAUGAAAUUGAAGUAGCAAAAAUUCUACUCGAUCUCGAAAAUCUAGUGAGAGGAAAUCAAUUUUGUUCGUUAAUUUGGGGUUUUAAGAAAAGAAGAUCUAAUCGAGGAAUAGAUUUUUCUUCUUCUCGUGUCGUCAACUCUUCAACUUCUCUUCAAGGAAGUUCGAAAAUAGAUGAACAUGAAAUUCAACCCAAAAUUAAAGCUGAAGUUACUAGCCCUGCUACUCCUCUUUCUUUUUCUCCAAGUGAAUCUGAUGAAAAAUCAAAACAUUCUUCUCGCAAAACCUAUAAACGAAAGACGAGGGAGGAAUUAAUGGAUACGAUAAAGCAGUUAUCUCAAUGCAGAGAAUUGCUAAGAGGGGAAGUGGAGAAUGUUCGGAAUUGCUACAACAAUCAAAAAGCUUAUAAUUUGAAGUUGAAAGCAAUGAAAGAACAGGUAACCAGAAUGGUGAAUUUCCAAGGGGCUAGUGUUAAUUUAGGUCAACUUUACAGUAAUCCUGGAAUGGAACCCAAUCGUCAACAGCCAUUCAUUAUGGAUCAGGUUGCUUUAAGAUCAGAAGCUUUCCAAAGAUUUCAGUACCCAUUGGGCCAGCUUCAACAGGCCCAACCUUUGUUCUCAAAUAGAUUGGGCCCAGGCCCAAUGGGUCUUCCAGAUCUGAAUGUUACGGCGGACGAGGCUUUCGCAUUGGACCCGUUCGAUAUCGAUAGAAUGAAUGUUGAAAGGAAGGCCCAAUAUGCUGAAGCUAGAAGGAGGAGGAUAAUUAAAAGAAUAGAAAUUAAGAAUUCAUCUGGUUUUAUUAGACCACCAAGAAGGAGAUAGUAGGUAAUUUUUUUUGUUGUUGUUAAAUUCCUUUUAACAUGUUUUAUUUGAUCCCUCCAUAGAAUGAUAUGAUUUUUUUUGUAAGCGAUAGAAAGGUCAAUCGAGCAAAGCUCUUUAUUGGUUUAGGCCAUGUCGCCAAGUGACAUUGUAUCGUACAUUAGUUAAAGGAGAUGGUGAACUAUAAUAAUGUGCGUAUACUUUUCAUAUCGUUUAAGCAAAAUAUUUCCUUGAUUUAGA
This is a messenger RNA of Solanum dulcamara, 1273 nucleotides long. RefSeq lists its product as uncharacterized. The transcript is spliced from 4 exons. The record is from RefSeq and is a predicted model, not a curated record. Bases 74 to 1036 code for a protein of 320 amino acids. NCBI's taxonomy places the organism in Eukaryota, Viridiplantae, Streptophyta, Magnoliopsida, Solanales, Solanaceae.